AGCCUUCACCCCGUUUCAUUAAUAUAGUUGAAUGAAAAACCUUAUGAAAAAACGGUUCACAGGAGCUGCUGUUGCAGGGGUAGAACAAAUUUUUUUAUAUUAUCCUUUUCUAUGACAUAAAAGGUGCUUAAAAGUGGAAUCAAAAAGUUUAGGUCCUUGAACCAUAUAAAAUUAAUCCUGUCGAAACCCAGAAAAAUAACUCGGAGCCCAAGUUUAAAUAAUUGUUGCCAACAUGAGUGAGAAGGAAUCGAGUCCAAAAACCUCUGUGAUGCAACACAUUGAAGCGGCGCUGUAUGUCCUCAAUCAAUUGUGCAUUGGCUUCGUGACCAUUUGGGUGAGCUGGACGUGUUUGCGCAAGGGCCUGAGUUGCUCACGCUUGCAUGCGUGGCUGGUUACCUUCGGAUUUAUCUUCCUCAUGGCCGAGGGCAUGAUGUGCUUCUACGACGGAAGCUGGCUAACUCUGCGCUACACUCGCAAAUACAAAAAGGCCAUCCAUGUCGUGCUGCAGGUGAUCGGUGGCGGGAUGGGUGUAGCCGGCUGCCUCAUCCAGCUGAUUCGCGACAAGUGGUCCAUUGGUGUUACCACCCAUGCCAGCCUGGGCUUUGCUGCCUUCGUACUCUGCUUGAUCUCGAUGCUGAGUGGACUGGCGGCCCUCCUGGCCCGAGCCAUGAGCAGGGCGGUGUCGCCGCUAAUCACCAAGACCUUUCACGUGACGCUGAGCUUUGCUGCCUAUGUGAUUGCCAUGAUGGCCCAAUACUAUGGAUAUGAACGGACUUUCAUCUUCAAAAAUCAGGGAGCGGACUUUGUUAUCCUCAUGCGAGUAGCCACACUCGUGUCCAUGGUCUUGACUAGCAUAGGAGCCAUCAAAUCGUUAUACCACAAAGUGCUCAGUUUGAAGAGCCGCCUGUCGGCCGUACAAUAAAGUGCGAUCGGUGUUUAAAUUUACGGUCUUUUACCGCUCUGGUACCAACAAAUUAGUUUACAAUAAUUUGUCUGAUGGGAGGCAGGACACAUUUCCUUAAAUGUAAGGAACUCAACAUAUGGUAAUUAAUAUUAUCUUGCUUUUGUCGUUAAAAUUGUUUUUGGUUGUUCAAUAAAUCUA
Molecule: messenger RNA, 1102 nt
Organism: Drosophila obscura
Lineage: Eukaryota; Metazoa; Arthropoda; Insecta; Diptera; Drosophilidae
Exons: 1
Coding region: 233-922 (229 amino acids)
Molecular function (GO): transmembrane monodehydroascorbate reductase activity
Source: RefSeq, a predicted model, not a curated record